AUGCUUUGCUCUCAUGUACGAGAGUUUCAACAACUGCCCAGAACUCUGGAAAUUCUUCCCCUUCUCCGUAAAAACGAGCUCUUGAAUUGUCCUGGCUUCUAUGGAGACGGGACGCCAAUUAGUUUGACCGAUGCACCAAAAGGAUGUGUAGUGCUUUUUGUAGAAGUGGCAGACACUGGCACGAAUACGCACACUACUCCGGUCAACUGGCAUGCUGCCUCUUAUAUAGGAAUUUCAAUCGCAACGCCCGGCUGUGAUGUUAUUGGGAUCAUAAGCCACGAAAUUGGACAUGCUCUUGGAAUUUUCCAUGAACAAGCUCGUCCUGACCAGGAAAGGCAUAUUGCUGUCAAUUACAACAAUAUCCCAAUCAGUCGAUGGAGCAAUUUUAACUCAUUUGGUCCCGGACAAGCGGAAACGUACGGACUACCCUACGACACAGGAUCCGUGAUGCACUAUGGCCCAUUCGGAUUCUCAUCGGAUCCUGACAAACCAACAAUACGAACACUUGAGAGAAUCCAACAAUCCACGAUCGGUCAGAGAAUUGGCCCAUCAUUUCUUGACUACCAAGCGAUCAAUGUUGCAUAUGGGUGCACAAAUCAUUGUUCACCAAUGUAUUGUUAUCAUAACGGAUAUCCUAAUCCAAACAACUGCUCUGUAUGUACAUGUCCUGAUGGAUUCCAUGGGGAAUUUUGUGAAUCAAUCCAACCUUCAUUAGGAGAUUGCGGUGCUGUUAUAAUGGUCUCCAACAAGACACGGUUCAUCAAUAGUGCGAAUUAUCCUCAUGGAUUUAAAAAAGGAGUCGAAUGUUUCUGGCUUCUUCGAGCACCGAGGGAAGGUCGUGUUUUUCUGGAAUUCGCGGAGCCUUUCGAAUUUCUCUGUGAGGAUACAUGUGAUAAGUCAUAUGUGGAAGUGAAAUAUCAUAGCGAUAAGCGUCUCACAGGAGCCAGAUAUUGUUGUUCGUCACCACCAAAAGAACGAUUCAUUUCUCUUGACAAUGAGCUUGUUGUAAUUAUGCGAGGAUACGUUGAAGGAUAUCGAGGAUUUCGAGCCAAAUUCUGGUCUGAUGUAUCUGAACCAAUCUUGGAAACGACCAAGUACAUCACUUCUGCUAUUCAAACAACACCAACAUCCACUCGUCAAGCUACUUUACCGACUACAACUGAAACUCCAAAAACCACUGAAGAUCUGCUGGCAAUUCCCAAAAUUUCUUUUACUGAUAAAACAGUUGAACCCACACAUCGAUGGUCUGAAAAACCGUUUACUUUAACUUCUACAAGACGUAACACACCAAAAACUGGAACCAAGACUUGGGGAAAUCGUCACACAAUUGGUCCAUUGCGGACCACAUCCACGAGAAAUACAUCACUGCUUACUCUUGUCGCCACAACUACACAACUACCGACCCGUCGAACUUCACCACAAAUAACCUCGCUUUCUACAACGACCAUUCACUCUACAAUGAUCACUUCGCGGUCUUCCGGAAAAGAAGAAUGUGACUGUAGGUCUUGGUCAGAAUGGGUUGGAGAAUGUGCACAACCAUGCGGUGGUUGCGGCCAUCGGGUUCGCACAAGACAAUGUCAUAAAGCCAACUGCCGGAAUGAAGAAAAACGGACUUGCAACUUCAGUGCUUGUCCAUCUGGUACUAACUUUCUAAUAAAUAACGGAGAAUUCCAUAUUUUAUGGAGAGGUUGCUGCGUAGGAUUGUUCAGGUCGGAGGACGAAUGCACAACAUUGGACACUGAUGAAAACCCAUUUCUAAGAUUAAUCACUUCAUUUCUUAGUAUUCAGGAUAUUCAGGAUAUACAUCGCAGUGACAUUCGUAUGAAAAUACCGGAAAAGAGACACCAAAAUACGAAUUAA
Messenger RNA from Necator americanus (New World hookworm), 1860 nucleotides. RefSeq lists its product as uncharacterized. NCBI's taxonomy places the organism in Eukaryota, Metazoa, Nematoda, Chromadorea, Rhabditida, Ancylostomatidae. The coding region runs from base 1 to 1860 and encodes 619 amino acids. The transcript has 16 exons. The record is from RefSeq and is a predicted model, not a curated record. Gene Ontology annotation, biological process: proteolysis. Gene Ontology annotation, molecular function: zinc ion binding; metalloendopeptidase activity.